AUGGCGAAAGCAAUUAAAGCAGUGUGGAACAAAACUUACCCGGCAAUAAGAGCAGCAAAGCGUUACAAGGUUCCCUACUCGACACUUUAUAAAAUGUUAAAUGCAGCAAAACCAGGAUCCAAAGAUCCAUUAGUUAUAAUUGCGGGAAGAAGGGAAAGAAAUGGUAUAUUUCCUAAAGAAUUGGAGAAGACAAUAAUGGAAUAUUGUCUGUUAAUAAAGAAGAAGUUUUAUGAAAUAAGUUGUAAAGACAUAAGGCGACUAGCUUAUCAGAUGACAAUCAAGAGUGGAAUAACUACUACAUUCCAUGACAGUAUGGCCGGUAGACAAUGGUUUUAUCGCUUCAUGUCUAGGCAUAGCAAUGAGCCGAGCGUCGGAAGAUCUAAAAUUACAUCGCUUGAACGCAUCUCAAACUUUUUUGACCUUUUGGAAAUGGGAGAUGUCAUCCGUCAGGCUAGACCCAACUGGACACUUUUUACUGAGUGGUUUUCUCAUUUUAUUGAGAAAACAAGACCCACAGCUGAAUCUCCAGUUUUACUCAUCUUAGAUUGUCAUUACACGCAUAGGAACUUGGAUGUUAUUUUAAAAGCACGAGAUAAUCAUGUGAACAUCCUGGGUUUGCCAAACUAUUACAAAAUGCUUCCAAAUCCAGUGGAGAAGGCAUUCCUUUUCCCUUUGAGGAGAUAUUACAAUGAAUACAUUACAAACACACUGGAAAAGCAAAAAUUAUACACCUACGACAUUGCAAGACAAUUUGGCAAAGCAUAUCUCGCAACUCAAAGAAUGAAAAAUCCAAUUGAUGGUUUCAAAUUGACUGGCAUAUAUCUACCAAGAAAUUGUUGCAGGUGUUGAAUGCAGGUGAAGACAGACGAUGACGAUGAUACAACCUCCUGAAUUGCCAAGUGAUUCAACGGAUGCUGAAGAGACAUUAAUAGAGGAUGAAACAGCAGGACCAUUAAUAAGCUACGUCUUGCAAGAAGAUAUUUAUUUUUAAACAAAUAUGGAAACAUGUGAAAGAAGAAGCUAACAAAUAGAGUCCGGAAAGCACUUCCAGUCACUGUCCUGACCAACUCUCUAUAUAAGAAAGGUUUCCAAAACUACGAUAACUACGAGAGCAGUCCAAGCAGUCUCUAAAGAUACAAAAGAAAGCACAAGAAAGCUCAAUUAGGAACCAACAAAUGACCAAACAGGCGCACAAAGCAGGCAAAUAUGUGAAAAGGAAAGCGAAAAUUACAAGAAAAAGAUGAAGAUAAAGGAAAUGCUCCAGAUAACGAAGCAAAAAGAAAGCGAUCUUCUGUUAACUUAAAUUUAACUUUUUGGGAAAGAAACUCCUGGAGAAGGAGAUAUAUGGUAUCUAUGGGUUUUUUAUGAUAAUUCGAUUGAAAAGAUAGGACCGAAAGAUAUGAUGGACCAUAACCGUCUACUACCUUCAUGACUCAUGAUUAAAAGUUAACCACAACCAUGUUCACCCUCCGUGUGAUUCAUGGAUCAUUUGGGAAAUGGUAAAAAUUUGAAUUGGCUGCAAAAUAAAAUUAGAGGUGAGACCCGGAAUUUCCAUUUAAGGAAAUAGUAAUAAGGAGAGGUCUAUACUUGUAUGCGUAACAGUCGCAUAGUUCUAUAUAUCAUUAGACCGCUAGCUCUUUUUAUUUUGUAUUACAAAUUGGAUCCCAAAAAGUAGGUAUUGCAUAUUACUUGUUAAGAAGAAAAAAAAUAGGAUUGGAGAUAGAUAAAUAUAAUAUGGCCGAUGUCUACAAUCAAUCCGACGUGAAUGUCAUCCUAUUAUUAAUGAUUCUGUACAUAUUUUUCGGAACCAUGUACUUUGUAGGAAUUAGCGGUCUGGUAAUAUAUAGAAGUCUGUUGAUAGUUGUCGUCAAUUUACUGAGCAAUUACGAACAUGAAAAAUCACGAGUGUUCCCGAAAUGACUCACGAAUCACACAGCGUUAGCGAAAAAUACACUGUUGCAGGCAUCAACAUAUAGUACUGGACGGAACAUUUGGUUGAAAUCGUGUUGACAGGUGUAGAAAGAGACAAGAUGUGUGAGUAGGAGCGGCUUGUGGAACAACAGGACCAUGAUGCACUUAUUAUUCUAUUGUCAGAACCUGCUGACAGAAUCUGUGGCAGAUAGUGUGCAAGGUCUAUUUUUAUUGGAUUGGCCUACCUGUUUUAAGACCCGGUAAAUAUCAUUAUGGCCAAUGCAAUAGAUAUAUUAUGCACAAAUGCAUAAAUACAUCUGUUAUGUUGACUUAACCUUAUUUAACGGGCCGCAAGCAUAUAACUGUAAAUAUUAUUGAUUUUACUUACGCAUGAG
Dinoponera quadriceps is the source of this 2306-nucleotide messenger RNA. RefSeq lists its product as uncharacterized. Gene Ontology annotation, molecular function: DNA binding. The transcript is spliced from 2 exons. The coding region runs from base 1 to 849 and encodes 282 amino acids. Lineage: Eukaryota; Metazoa; Arthropoda; Insecta; Hymenoptera; Formicidae. The record is from RefSeq and is a predicted model, not a curated record.